GAUUCCAGCAUGGCGGUGCAACCUAAGCAGAACCUGUCCAUGGACAGUGCUACAGAAACAUCUUUUAUAAACUUUUAUUUCUCUAUGCCCGAGAAACCUGACACCACCUUUCGCAUUUUCGACCGCAACGACUACUACACCGUGCAUGGGAAAGAUGCCAUUUACGCAGCAAAAGAAGUGUUCAAAACAAAUGGAGUCAUCAAAAAUCUUGGAUCAGGGACCAAGAAGCUGGAAAGCGUCAUCCUCAGUAAAAUGAACUUCGAAUCCUUUGUGAGGGAUCUGCUGUUGGUUCGCCAGUACCGUGUUGAGGUCUACAAGAACAGGGCUGGUGGCAAGAGUACCAAAGAGAAUGAUUGGCAAGUGGAGUACAAGGCAUCUCCAGGAAAUCUGUCCCAGUUUGAGGAGAUCCUGUUUGGCGGCGGCGGAGCUCCAGGAGAGGGGGCGGCAGGUGUAGUUGGCGUGCGGAUCGGCAGCGGGCCCGACGGGCAGCGUGUGGUGGGGGUGGGCUACGUGGACUCCACCCUGAGGAAGGUUGGUGUGUGUGAGUUCCCCGACAAUGACCAGUUCUCCAACCUGGAGGCCCUGCUGGUGCAAAUCGGGCCCAAGGAGUGUGUCCUGCCCAUGGGGGACGUCGCGGGAGACACAGGCAAGCUCCGACAGGUUGUCCAGCGAGGAGGUCUCUUGCUGUCAGACAGGAAGAAGUCGGAGUUCACCAUCAAAGACAUGGUGCAGGAUUUAGACCGACUGCUGCGGGCGCGCAAAGGGGAGACCGUCUCCAGCGCUGCCCUACCUGAAAUGGAGAAACAGAUUGCUAUGUCCUGCCUGGCAGCCGUCAUCAAGUACCUGGAGCUCUUGUCCGAUGAGACCAACUUCAACUCCUUCCAGAUGACCACGUUUGAUCUGCAUCAGUACAUGCAUCUGGACAACGCUGCGGUCAAGGCGCUCAACCUUUUCCCUGGAACGGACACGACUGCAAGCUCCCACUCCCUCUCGGGCCUCCUGAACAAGUGCAGGACCCCACAAGGCCAACGGCUGGUCAACCAGUGGAUCAAGCAGCCCCUCAUUGACAAAAUCAAGAUUGAAGAGCGACUGGAUCUUGUGGAGAGCUUUGUGGAGGAUUCGGAGCUGAGGCAGAGCUGUCAGGAGGACUUGCUCCGCCGCUUCCCGGACCUCAACCGGCUGGCCAAGAAGUUCCAGAGGCACAGCGCCACGCUGCAGGACUGCUACCGGGCCUACCAGGCGGUGGGCCAUCUUCCUGGCCUGGUGCUGGCCUUGCAGCGCUACAGUGGGAAGCAUGACGUCCUUUUGAAUGCAGUUUUCGUCACUCCUUUAAAUGACCUUGUGUCUGAUUUCUCCAAGUACCAGGAGAUGAUUGAGACCACACUGGACAUGAACCAGAUUGAGCAUCAUGAGUUUCUGGUGAAACCCUCUUUUGAUCCGACUCUGAGUGAGCUUCGGGAGAGCAUGGACAAGCUGGAGAAGGGCAUGCAGGCUGCUCUAAGCAGUGCUGCCAGAGAGCUGGGUCUAGAUGCGGGAAAGACGAUGAAGUUGGAAUCCAAUGCCCAGAUCGGUUAUUAUUUCAGAGUGACCUGCAAGGAGGAGAAAACUUUGAGGAACAACAAGAAGUUCACCACACUGGAUGUGCAGAAGAAUGGUGUACGCUUCACCAACAGCAAACUAAGCUCUCUGAAUGAGGAGUACACGAAGAGCAGAGAGGAGUAUGAGGAGGCCCAGAACGCCAUUGUCAAAGAAAUCAUCGGUAUCGCAUCAGGUUACAUGGAUCCUUUGCAUACGCUGAAUGAAGUGAUCGCCCAGCUGGACGCGGUGGUGAGCUUUGCGCUGGUGUCCCAUGCGGCCCCGGUGCCGUACGUGCGGCCGCGCGUGCUGGACAAGGGCUCCGGGCGCCUGCUGCUGAAGGGCUCUCGCCACCCCUGUGUGGAGGCCCAGGAUGACGUGGCCUUCAUCCCCAAUGACGUGUCUUUCACCCGCGGCCAGGAGACCUUCCAUAUCAUCACAGGUCCCAACAUGGGAGGCAAGUCCACUUACAUCCGUCAGGUGGGCGUCAUCGUCCUGAUGGCCCAGAUCGGCUGCUUCGUGCCGUGUGACGAGGCAGAGGUGAGCGUGGUGGACUGCGUGCUGGCGCGCGUCGGAGCAGGAGACAGUCAGAUCAAGGGAGUGUCCACCUUCAUGGCUGAGAUGCUCGAAACGGCAGCCAUACUCCGUUCCGCAACAGAAGACUCCCUGGUCAUCAUUGAUGAACUGGGCCGGGGCACUUCCACGUACGAUGGCUUUGGGUUGGCCUGGGCCAUCUCGGAGUACAUUGCCACAGAGCUGCGCUCAUUUUGCCUGUUUGCUACGCACUUCCAUGAGCUGACUGCCUUGGCUCAGCAACUGCCUGCUGUCCACAACCUGCAUGUCACUGCUCUGACCUCCCACAACACCCUCACCAUGCUCUACAGGGUCAAGAAGGGUGUGUGUGAUCAGAGUUUUGGGAUCCAUGUGGCAGAGCUGGCCAAUUUCCCUCCACAUGUGAUCGCCAGUGCCCGGGAGAAGGCCCAGGAGCUGGAGGAGUUCCAGGACCUCUCCCAGGAGACCGACGGGGAAGGGGACGAGCAGGGACCUGAGGCCAAGAGGCGGUGCCUACAAAAACAGGAGGGGGAGCGCCUGAUCGAGGGUUUCCUGGCGAAGGUGAAGGCUCUGCCCCUGGAGGGCUUGACAGAGGCAGCAGUCAAGCAGCGGCUGUGCGAACUGAAAGCUGAGCUCACCACUCACAAAAACACAUUCGUCAACGAGAUAGUGCAGCGAGCUUCUGGCAAGGCAGCCUCCGUUUGAUGAUCCAGGGAAUGUUACAAAAUCAGGGUCUAGUAACUAUAACCCAGCUUAGUUAAGCCAGUGGUAAAUCACCCAUCAGAAGAGACUUGCAGGGUUUGUCUUUCAAUCAAAGCAAAGCCACAGGCCUCUUCUAUUACUAGAUAUACGACUUGCUCAGACUAAUCAUACCCAGUUAAGAGACUAAACCUGCUUCACCAGGUCUUUCUACAGUUACGUUUCUUCAACAUGUACAGCAUUGACUAUAUGGAAUCUACAUUAGAAAUCACAUUAGUCAGUUACAACAGUUAUAUUAGUUUUAGGAAUGUGUGUCAUUUUUCAUGUUUCUGUAUGUCUUUUUUCCACUUUUGAGUAAAUAUAUUCAACAUCA
Messenger RNA from Engraulis encrasicolus (European anchovy), 3199 nucleotides. It is a transcript of the gene msh2, whose product is annotated as mutS homolog 2 (E. coli). Gene Ontology annotation, molecular function: ATP-dependent DNA damage sensor activity; mismatched DNA binding; ATP binding. The transcript is spliced from 16 exons. Lineage: Eukaryota; Metazoa; Chordata; Actinopteri; Clupeiformes; Engraulidae. Gene Ontology annotation, biological process: somatic recombination of immunoglobulin genes involved in immune response; mismatch repair; mitotic recombination. The record is from RefSeq and is a predicted model, not a curated record. Bases 10 to 2832 code for a protein of 940 amino acids. Gene Ontology annotation, cellular component: MutSalpha complex; nucleus.